GCUGGCACAUCCUGCACAUGUAGCCCGGAACUUAACAAAUAAAAUAAAACAAAAAUAAAAACAAUAUGUGCUUCGAAGGAUUUCUGAAGGAUCAAGUAAAAUAAAGUUUGUGAAAAAGUAAAGUGCUUUACAAAUCUAAAAGAUUAUUAUAAUUACUGAGCAAUGAUCAAGUCAAGCCACUACUGCCUUAAUUUAUCUUCGAUGAGACGUUAUUAUGAUUAUUUUUUAAUUUCAGUGGAUAACAUUGGCUUCAUGGCAGAGAAUGGCACCAUGGUGACAGAAUUUGUUCUGAUGGGGUUCUGGUUGCAGGCAGAGCUGCAGAUAGGUCUUUUCUUUGUGUUUCUGGUCGUUUUUCUCAUCACCAUGGUGGGCAACCUGGGCAUGAUUGUGCUAAUUCAGACUGACCCUCGGCUCCAGACUCCCAUGUACUUCUUCCUCAGUCAUCUUUCCUUCCUGGACAUUUGCUACUCUUCUGUUAUUGUUCCUCAGUUUCUUGAGACUUUGGGAACUGAUAAGAUGGUCAUCAUCUAUGAGCGCUGUGCCAGCCAAUUCUUCUUUUUCACACUCUGUGCUAGCACUGAGUAUUUCCUUUUGGCUGUGAUGGCUUAUGACCGCUACAUGGCUGUGUGUAACCCUCUCCUCUAUGCCAUAGCCAUGACACCACAGACCCACUUGGGGCUGGUGGCUGGGGCAUAUGCUGGUGCCAUAGUCAAUUCUGUGAUCCGCACUGGCUGCACCUUCUCUAUCUACUUCUGUAAGUCCAACCAUGUAGACUUCUUUUUCUGUGACCUCCCACCCCUGCUGAAGCUUGCCUGUAGUGAAACCAGGCCAUGGGAAUGGGUAAUCUACCUCUUAGCUUUUCUGGUGAUCACAACCAGCAUUUCAGUGAUUCUUACGUCAUACUUGUUCAUCAUUCAGGCUAUUCUGAAGAUUCGUACAGCAGGUGGCAAAGCCAAGACCUUCUCCACCUGUGCUUCUCACAUGACUGCAGUGACUCUUUUCUUUGGAACACUCAUAUUCAUAUACCGGAAAGGCGACAUGGGCAAAUCGCUUGAGGAAGACAAGAUUGUGUCAAUAUUUUACACUGUAGUCAUCCCCAUGCUAAAUCCAAUGAUCUACAGCCUGAGAAACAAAGACGUGAAGGAGGCUCUGAAGAAAGUUUUCAAUAGGAUGAGGGUUUCCCAAACAGAGUAACUCUUGAGCUCCGUCAAUCCAGAAGUUUCUGCAAAUCUUACUCUGGGCUUUUGUCUCGUCCUCUUAACACAUGAAUCAGAUCUCAUAAUUACAAAGACAUAUUGAGGGAGAAAAAGUUAGAUCUGGGUUCCAGUACUUUCUUUAUUGGCUCUAUGACCUAGCGCCAGAAAUGAUCCACUUCAGUUUUCUCGUCAGUAGAAUUUCUGCCUUGUUAUGGGUAAAGGUCAAGAGAUCUUCAGCCAGGAUCAAGAGAGAGGGAAUGCCAAAAGGCUUUGUAAAUAGUAACAUGCUAUAAAAUAUGGAUUUUUUUUCUUAUCAUCCUGCAUAUUGUGGAGCAUUUUCUCAGCUAUUUGGAUUUUUUUCUAUUAAGAUCAUUUUUGUGCCUAACAUGAUUACAAAACUGUAACUCAUUGUUUACCUAGUAAGGGGCAGUCACAUUUUUGAUUGUGGAUUGUA
Messenger RNA from Chlorocebus sabaeus (green monkey), 1650 nucleotides. Its product is annotated as olfactory receptor 9I1-like. Gene Ontology annotation, molecular function: G protein-coupled receptor activity; olfactory receptor activity. Gene Ontology annotation, biological process: G protein-coupled receptor signaling pathway. The record is from RefSeq and is a predicted model, not a curated record. NCBI's taxonomy places the organism in Eukaryota, Metazoa, Chordata, Mammalia, Primates, Cercopithecidae. Gene Ontology annotation, cellular component: membrane.